AUGGCGGACGGCCUGACCGACGACGACCUAAGGGAGAUUGUAAAUAAGAUUCAAGUGGAAGGAUUCUACAGUCAGAGCUUGAAUACGACGAUCACGCGACGGAAACCGUGCGUCGAAGUGACGGCCAAGAAUGUGGAGAUCAAACAAGCGUAUGGUAUGUUGAUUUGCCUGCUUUUCUACUUUUCAAUUUUAUUUUUUAUCAAUUUUAUAAGCUUUUCAUUGAAAAUAUUUAAUGUCUUUUAUAAAUUCUUUCCUUUACAGGUAAAUUCUCCAAAUCGUUCGUUGAACUCGACCCAUCCCAACGCUUCAGCGUCAACUACUGCUCGACACUUGAAAAUGUUGGAACGUGUGCUGACGAGUCGACCUGUUCUACCGUCUUCACCUGGCAGAAAGUCAAGGUCCGACCGGUGGGGCGGAAAGUGCAAUGGGUGGGCGAGGAGGUGCUACUGCCCACCAGCUGCAUGUGCGUGAUGGGUAUGUCGGACGCGCCGAUCAUCGUCCUCUAG
Bursaphelenchus xylophilus (pine wood nematode) is the source of this 506-nucleotide messenger RNA. The record is from the annotation of a GenBank genome assembly. Lineage: Eukaryota; Metazoa; Nematoda; Chromadorea; Rhabditida; Aphelenchoididae.